Molecule: messenger RNA, 3172 nt
Organism: Pogoniulus pusillus (Red-fronted tinkerbird)
Lineage: Eukaryota; Metazoa; Chordata; Aves; Piciformes; Lybiidae
Gene: TRIM67
Product: tripartite motif containing 67
Exons: 11
Coding region: 267-2540 (757 amino acids)
Cellular component (GO): cytoplasm
Molecular function (GO): protein binding; zinc ion binding
Source: RefSeq, a predicted model, not a curated record
CCAGGGAGCCUUUCCCUCGCCCCGAGCAGUCUCCGCUCGCUGAACGCCUCCUCCGGCGCCGGCCCCGCGGCGCGGAGCUGUCUGUUCCUGGCCGGUGCUGAACACGGAGGCGCGAAAGCAAGGGCCGGAGCCCUCCUGGCCUCGCCCCGGCGCCCAGAGGCGAGGUAGGCGGCGAAGGACGCCGAGGGGCAUGGGGGGAACCGGCGGCGACCCCGCGCCGCCGGCCUGAGCCCACCGCGCCCCGCACACAAAGCCGCGCAGCGGCCAUGGAAGAGGAACUGAAGUGCCCGGUGUGCGGCUCGCUCUUCCGGGAGCCCAUCAUCCUGCCCUGCUCGCACAAUGUCUGCCUGCCCUGCGCCCGCACCAUCGCCGUGCAGACCCCGGAGAGCGAGCAGCACCUACCGCCCUUGCUUCACCCGCGGAGCCCCGCGCCGCCGGCCACCGCCUCCGCUGCGCCGGGGCCGGGAGCGGCCGCGGGCUCCGCCGCCUGCCUGGACUCAGAGUGCGCGGCGGGCGGCGGCGGGGACCACGCGGACAAGCUGAGCCUGUACAGCGAGACGGACAGCGGCUACGGCUCCUACACCCCUAGCCUGAAGUCCCCCAACGGCGUGCGGGUGCUGCCGCUAGUGCCGGCGCCCCCAGGAGCAGCGGCGGCUCCGCGGGGAGCCGGUCCCGCCAGCUCCUCCCUCACCUGCCCGCAGUGCCACCGGAGCGCCUCCCUGGACCAGCGCGGCCUCCGCGGCUUCCAGCGCAACCGGCUGCUAGAGGCCAUCGUGCAGCGCUACCAGCAGGGCCGCGCCGCCGCCGCCGCCAAGUGCCAGCUCUGCGACCGCAGCCCUCCCGAGCCCGCCGCGGUGCUGUGCGAGCAGUGCGAGGUGCUGUACUGCGCUGCUUGCCAGCUCCGCUGCCACCCGGCCCGCGGGCCCUUCGCCAAGCACCGCCUGGUGCCGCCGCCUGCACACCCGGGCGCCCCCGGCGGCGGCGGCGACAGCGACGGCGGCGGCGGAGGGAAAGGGGCGGGCGGUGGCCGCAAACCGCCGACGUGCGCCGAGCACGACCUGGAGAACUACAGCAUGUACUGCGUGAGCUGCCGCAGCCCUGUCUGCUACCAGUGCCUGGAGGAAGGCAAGCACGGCAAACACGAGGUGAAGGCGCUGGGCGCCAUGUGGAAGCAGCACAAGGCACAGCUGUCUCAGGCUCUAAAUGGUGUUUCAGAUAAAGCAAAGGAAGCUAAGGAAUUUCUGGUUCAACUGAAAAAUUUAUUGCAGCAGAUUCAGGAGAAUGGGUUGGAUUAUGAAGCCUGUCUUGUUGCUCAGUGUGAUGCCUUGGUUGAUGCAUUAACACGACAGAAGGCAAAAUUGCUCACAAAGGUGACCAAAGAACGUGAGCACAAGCUGAAGGUUGUUUGGGACCAGAUAAAUCACUGUACGCUGAAGCUACGCCAGUCAACAGGGCUCAUGGAGUACUGCCUAGAAGUUAUCAAAGAAAAUGAUCCCUCUGGGUUCUUACAGAUUUCAGAUGCUUUAAUCAAGCGCGUUCAGGUAUCUCAGGAACAGUGGGUCAAAGGAGCCUUGGAGCCAAAAGUAUCUGCUGAAUUUGACUUGACUCUGGACAGUGAACCUUUGCUGCAGUCAAUUCACCAGCUGGAUUUUAUUCAGAUGAAAUUUCCUCUUACAGUGCCACCCGUCCCAUUGCUGCAGCUGGAGAAGUGUUGCACCAGGAACAACAGCGUGACAUUGGCCUGGAGGAUGCCACCUUUGAGCCACAACCCGGUGGAGGGUUAUAUCUUGGAGCUUGAUGAUGGAGAUGGUGGCCAAUUCCGAGAAGUGUAUGUUGGCAAGGAGACUCUCUGCACCAUUGAUGGUCUUCAUUUCAACAGUACUUAUAAUGCAAGAGUCAAAGCUUUCAACUCCUCAGGAGUUGGUCCUUACAGCAAGACAGUUAUUUUGCAGACAUCAGAUGGUGAGUUGGAUUUUUGCCAUUUUCUAAUUGUAAAGCUGCUGGCCAUGGCUUGGUUCACCUUCGACCCCUCCUCAGCUCACAGGGACAUAGUGCUGUCGAAUGACAACCAGACUGCCACCUGCAACAGCUACGAUGACCGGGUUGUUCUUGGCACAGCAGCCUUCUCCAAGGGUGUGCAUUACUGGGAACUGCAUGUGGACCGGUAUGACAACCAUCCAGAUCCAGCCUUUGGGAUUGCCAGGAUUAAUGUUGUCAAGGACAUGAUGCUAGGCAAGGAUGACAAGGCGUGGGCCAUGUACGUUGACAACAACCGCAGCUGGUUCAUGCAUUGCAACUCUCACACCAAUCGGACUGAAGGAGGAGUUUCUAAAGGUGCCACUGUUGGUGUGCUCCUGGAUCUGAACAAGCACAACUUGACCUUUUACAUAAAUGGGCAGCAGCAAGGACCUCCAGCAUUUGAAAAUGUCGAGGGUGUCUUCAUGCCUGCAUUAAGCCUCAAUCGAAAUGUCCAGGUGACUCUGCACACAGGACUGGAGGUGCCACAAUGUGUAAAACAGUCCAGGCUGCCCAGCAACUAGUGAAACCUCUGCCCACUCCUCUGCUAUAUCCCGCAAGCUUUCCCUGUGUGGUUUGACACUUUUCAGUAAAUGGGUAAAAAACCCCCAUUCUUUUCCCUGACUUAGAACAUUGUACAGCACAUUGCUCACCUAACUGUCUGCUCUUACAGCUAACCCACUCCAUUUUGGUCAGCCAUAGCAAGCAUAACUGCUGAACUGGCACUUGAUUGCAGAUGGGUACCUGAACAGAUGUACGCUGCGUUGCAUACGUAUGUACACUUAUGUGCACGCACAUACACAAACAUGUAAAGCAGAAGUGUGUUUUCUUGCUCGUGGCUGGUUUUGUGCUUAAAAGAUACUAGGGAUCCCAGAAAAAAAAUGGGUGAGACAAAAACCAAGGGGCAAGAGCUGGUGGAGCAAUUUACCAGUAGGUACACUGAAUGCCAUUGCCACCUGAAGUCCUUAAACCAAGAAAGCACAUGAUUCAACAUCUUAAGGUGAGGCUGGCUGCUCAAAAAUUCCUGGUUGUCCAUUAACAUUCAGGGGCUCAAGUGAUCAUUAAUUAUUCCUUCAGUAAGCUAUGGGGUAAAGUUCCUCUAGAAUUCCAUGGCAGAACUUAUCUGCAACAAGAAUAAGGUUGGUUUCCAUCACUG